AUGCCGCUGGUGAAGAGGAACAUUGAGCCCCGGCAUCUGUGCCGGGGGGCCCUGCCUGAGGGGGUGACGAGUGAGCUGGAAUGUGUCACCAACAGCACGCUGGCUGCCAUCAUCAAGCAGCUGGGCAGCCUCAGUCGGCACGCUGAGGACAUCUUUGGGGAGCUGUUCAAUGAGGCCAACAGCUUCUACAUGAGGAUGAACUCGCUGCAGGAGAGGGUGGACCUGCUGGUCAUCAAGGUGACGCAGCUGGACUCCACCGUGGAGGAAGUUUCACUGCAGGACAUCAACAUGAGGAAGGCUUUCAAGAGCUCCACAGUGCAGAACCAACAGGUUGUGUCCCGCAACUCUAUCCCCAACCCGGUGAUGGAGAUGUACCAGCGCUGCGACAAGCCCCCACCGCUCAACAUCCUCACACCAUACAGGGAUGACAAGAAAGAUGGCCUCAAAUUCUACACCGACCCCUCCUAUUUCUUCAACUUGUGGAAGGAGAAGAUGCUGCAGGCAACAGAGGACAAGAGGAAGGAGAAACGCAGGCAGAAGGAGCAGCGGCUGGUGGAGGACUCCACUCGGGAGGUGAAGAAAGUGCGGAAAGCCCGCAACCGGCGCCUGGAGUGGAACAUGAUGGCAUACGAUAAAGAGUUCCGACCCGAUAACAGGUUCUCACCAUCCCCAUAUCACAUGGCAUCAUCGGAAGGAUCACUGUCCCCAGAUAAUAGAUCCUACACCUCGGAUGCUGCUGAGCACUCGUACCCGGCAAGCCCCAACCACCCGGCACAGCUGCUGGCCCCCACAGCCCACGUGCCCGCAGAGCACAAGGAGGGGGUGCUGCCGGCUGUCCCCCCUCCAGAACAUGGCUACCGACCACCAGCAAGCAGCCGGCAGAACAGCCUCAACCGCGCCCAGCAGCCCCACGCACCGCAGCCCCCCGAGGCCGUGCUGAACGGACCCAGACCGCACUUGGUCAAGGAUUUCGGACCACAGCCCGUACCGAUGACGGAGUACUUCGUGCCGCCGGCCCCGCCGCCCCCGCCGCCCGUCAUCCCCUCCGCGCAGACUGCCUUCGACAGCCCCAUGGCGGCUCCCACGGCGCUGCCUCCUGGCGCGGCCGCCCCCGCCGCCCACCCCUCCUACGCGCCCUCGCCACCCCCUGCACCGCCCGGCCCCUACUCCGCUUCCCCGCCUCAGGCCGGCCCCAUGGGGCCACCCGUGGCCCCGCCGCCACCGCCACCGGGGCCACCCGCUCUCACCACCUCUCCGGCGCACUCAGCCUCACCGCCGGCCCCCGCCGCCGAGUCCCGGAAACCGCCGAUCCCGCUGAUGCCUAUGAGCGAUGCCCGGAGCGACCUGCUCGCAGCCAUCCGCAGGGGCAUUCAACUUCGGAAAGUCCAGGAGCAGUGGGAGCAAGAGGCCAAGAAAGAGCCCGUGGGCAAUGACGUGGCGACCAUCCUGUCCCGCCGGAUCGCGGUGGAGUACAGCGAGUCAGACGACGACUCCGAGCUGGAUGAUAACGAGUGGUCGGACUGAGGGGCCGUGCCGGGGGCUCCCCUGCAGCAGGUGCGUACGGCACUUCCCCCAAACCUGGAUGCCGACAACCGCGAUCAGCCCCCGCUAAUUCAGGAGCUUUGCUUUCACACCAUGUUGAAAACCAUUCGGGCAGCGCUGGAGGCUGUGCACGGGUAGGAGGCACCUUUGAGGCAGCGAGGCCAGGAAUUAGCAGCACCUCCACGCUUAAUGAUGCUGAAAAUUCUCUGGCUGGGUGAAUAGGAGUGCUUCACAACCAGAGGCUGGCUUUGGUGGAGGAACGAAACCAGGAGGCAAGAGAGCUUUUGCAGCUAGAUGUUUAACGUGUAAUGGGGAGCUCUGGGAGGAAACCGAAGUGUUUGUGACCCUUGAGCCCAGUCCCAUCCUUGGGACAGAUUUCUGGGAGAAAAGCAUGAAGGCAAGGCUCAUGCAGCUGGCAGGGAACCGGCAUAUGUAGUGCAAUGUAUCCUGAGGGCAAGGGAUGGGGAGCAGUGUCCCAAAGCCCUGCUAUCCUUGGCCAUACUGCUGAACUAUUAUAGUAUUAUUUGGAAAAAAAAAUAGUUAGAAAAAGAAUGCUGCUCUUAGGUAAACCCAAACGACUGAAACUGAGGGUGAGGUUUGGGCUCACUCUUGAUUUGCACUUUGUAUCCCCACAAACCCCACCGGUACAGUUGAGAUCAACCCCGUCCCAGGCCACCAUCCUGGUGCUUCCCUGUCCCUUGUCCCCAAAGCACAGUGCGGGUGGGGAGUGCAGGAACGGGGCCCCCACCACUGUGCCAAAAAUACCAGUUUGCUCACCAAAAUAGAGCAUGAUUCAUAGCAGCCUUUUCAUGCAGCUAUUAAAGGAGGAUUUGCGGGAGGACAGAGCAAAUGAGUGUGAAAUACUGAAAACAUCCCAGUCAGAGGUACGGCUCUGCAGAGCUGCAAGAGGCUUCCAACCAGCAAUGUAUGGGCCAGGACCAGUGUGGGCCCAUCUGACAUGGCCAUGUGGCCCUCUCUUGUAUUCCCAUACACUGCUAGCCCCAAAUGAGGGAAAAAGCUGAGAUCCACUCAUGACAGCUCUUCUGGGGAGAAGUCAGACUUGGUGCCCACCUUCCCCAGCUGCCAGGUGGGCAUCAGAGCCAACAGCUGCACAGGGAGUAUUCUGAGAUCCUGAAAGCAAAGAGACAUGUAAAGCUGGUGGGAGGUCUGGCUGUGGCCCCAAGGGGCUCAUAAGGGCUGAUGCUUAAAUCCACCCUGAGAACUGCUGAUCUCAAAGCUUAAAUGUCCCUGAGCAUCUGCUUAUUUCCCCCUGAAGAGAAACACUUCAUGGGAGGACAUGAUGACCACAAGCCCCAGCCUAUCUGCUAAAAAUUGUCAUUAUAAGCUCUUGCUGGUGCUGAGUAACACAAAAUAGCCUCUGUCCCUCAGAUGUGACAUACCCUAUUUCUCUGCAUCCCAUUGACUCCUUCCAGUGGGAUUGGAGCCGCCCCUUUCCUCCCACUAUUGCCCCCACAAGCAUCACUGUGGUGCUGAGCAGGGUUUGGACUGGGUUCAGGAGAAGACCAUGGUGGCUGGGGUAGGAUUUCAGGUGGAAAGUGAAAUCUGUUGGUGCUGGUGGUAGUUCUGCACCCUUCUCUGCCCUGCUCUGGUCCACAGCCUCUGUGACCAGUGUUUGGUCCCCCCUCUCCUUCAAGGAAGCUCUCCUUGAUUUUAACACCAUUGAAGGAGCUGCACAGGAAGUCCUUUGGCUUUUGGCCCCAUCCCAGUGUCCCCACUGGGUGGGGAGCCACCCUUGUGCUCACAAUGGGAUUUCAUUGUCAGGAAGGCUGGGAUGUGACAUGUAACAAUUCAGAAGUAGAUCUUGUAUUAAAAAGAAAAAGAAAAAAAUCAGAGUAACAUAGAGGCAGUCACCUGUCAGCACUUAUUGCAGAACAUUGUUAACAUAGUUGCACCUGUGAUACUGUUCAUAUGUGAAAAGAAAUCGGUUAUUUGGUAAUUUAGAAAGAAUAAUGGCCUCACAUGAGAGGCUGCCAUUCCUGUCAGAGUGUUCAUGGGGCUGUGGAGUCAGCUGUGGUGCUGACUCUAUCCCCCAUCUCAGUGCAUGGAGAUGGGGGAAGGGGCUCAGAGAUACAUGGGGAUGGCUCAGCCUUUGGGUCAGUGGCUGCUCCCACGGUGGGAAGUGGGGCUGAGUGUCCCUGCAAGGUUGGGUCUCUUUUUUUCAUGCUCUGGUUGUGCACUGCCACAUGAAAGCAUGUGAUGACUCUGGUAGGACUUGCUGUGGUUGCACAUGAGGGUGAGGGUGACCCCAGCAGGCUCAUGUUCUCAUCAUCUCAUGGUGACCCCAUAGUGACUUUAGGUUGGCAGCCAUCAGCCCGUGCUGUUAUCAGGGUCGAUGCCAUUGCGUGGCAAAGCACUUGACAAUCACACACUCAACCUUGCUUACCCUGCACAUGGGUCACAUUGGCAGAGGGCCCAAGGGCCUCGUGGUGGCAGGGAGCAGGGCUUGCCCCCAUUUCCCUGCACCUUCAUGUUCCUAUGCCAUCCUCACCUGUGGUGACCCAGAACAUCCUCACCAUUGCCAAGUCACCCCCAAGAGAUUCCAGUCCCUUCCACAUCCCCAACUCCAAAGCAAGGCAGCAGGAUCAUAAGCCCCCCAGCAUUGCUGUUGCUAGAAGACAACACUCAGCUCUUCUAAGGGCUGAGUCUGCCUUGGCUGUGCUGGAGCCGUCUUGAUAGGACAGAUGGGCUGAUCCACAGGUAGCCUCCCAGUGAGGUGCUGUGUUAGAGCCCUCUGCUCAGGUUUCUUAUCUAGUCAAUAAACAAGUAACCUGUAUAGUCAGUGCAAACUGUGGGCACCUAUUUCUGGUCUGAUGGCAGUGUCCCUCACGCUCCGCAGCUCUCUCCUGGCAGCAUCACAAGGCAGAUGGGCAGCACCUGAUGGCACCAGGAGCCCCAGUAUCAUUCAGCAGCCACUGCUGCAAGGUCAGCUCUGCUGGCAGAGCGAUGUCCUCAGUGCCUUUGCUUGAGGGUCUCAGCCACCUCUGAGGAUGACCGCCUUUAUUCCAGGCAUAAGCCAAUAUUUUUUGACCUGGUCACCUCUGAAAUCCAGCACAAGCUCUUUGGUGGGUCUGGGCCAGGCUAGCGCUGCAGGAGUUGGUUGUGCCAGGCUAAUUAAUGCUGGCUGGCUGACCCAUAUGCUGCACACUCAGUAUUUUGUACAUAUGUGCCUAUUUCUGUAUACACCAAAAGUAGGCCACCCUGCAUUAUACAACCUGAAAUGCUCAAGUCCCCAUGUGGGCUGAUAUAAAAGUGAAUAUUUAAAUAUUUUAUCUAGCUUGGCAGCCAUUAAAAAUACAAUCCAGGUCACAGAUGAUUGAAUUCCUCCUGUCUCUCAAGUGUACCAAAAGUGGGUAGGGGAGAUUCCCCUGCAUAUUUAGGUAUCGUGUUCCAUGUUAAAACAUACCAGUGACAAUUCAUUGCCAACAAAUAAUCACGGAGUGCCAAACAUUUAAUGAGCCCAACCGGUCUCCUGAGGCUCCCCUUGCCAUUUUAUCUGCUUUCUCCUCCUUGCCAAUUUAUGGGCAUAGAUUAAAAAUAAUAAACAAAAUAUUGCCAGCAGGGGGAAGCACAUUCUGUGUGCAUAUGAAUGAACUAGGCUUGAGUCAUCCAAAGAGAAAAUAAGCUGGUUUGACUCUGCUCAGAGAUGUUACAGGAGGCUUAGUGCCUGAGGCCCCAUCAGGAACCUCUUGAGUACCUCCAAUUGACAUGGAAGGGGACAUUAGGAGAGCACUGUGCCCGUGGGCUGUGCAGGCUGGUCUGGCUGAUGUCUGAUGAAGGUUACGGAAGUCAGGUAGUGUUCACAAUCUGGUCUUGCACCCAGCUUCUCCUCAGUCUUGGAGGAGCCUCAGACCCAGUAGGUGAUGCUGGAAGCUUUUAGAGGAUCGGUUUCCUGAAGGAAUAAAAAGGCAUUGGGUGGCUUCUGGUUCUCCACCAUAGGCAGACACCUAGGGGGGAGUGAGCAUCACACCCUGCGAGGGCUCCUGCACUGGCAGUUAUUUCACCCCAGGAAGGCUGAGCACAGCUUCUCCAAGGAGCUCCCUACAUCCCUUCAAAUUCCCUCCUUGCAACUGUGUCAUCUGUAUCUCCUUUUCAAGACACACAGAAGCUUGGGAGACCCCCCUGGGAACAGAACCUGAAUCAACACCUUCCCUGUAAUGACCAAAGGAAGCCCCACACAGAGGGAGACAGGUUGGAGAUCCUUGUUUGGAGGGUGCUUCUUCAGAGAAGCUAAGGCCCUGAGGAUGGAGCACGGAGGGCCAUGGGAAGCUCUCCCCAUCUGCUCCCACCAUACUGCACAGGGAGCACAGACUGUCCUUCUCACCAUCCCCUGUUGUCCUGUAGUAGUUGUUGUUAUUUAGGGUUAAGAGUUUCUAGGCUGGCACAUCACUUCACAGAAAAAAAUAAAAGUAAGGACAAGGGCUCUGUCCUGAGGAGCUUACAGUUUACAGUAAAGACCAUAUGACCUGCACUGCACUUUAGAAGCCACAAAUGCUCGCUCACUCACUCACAUACCCAUGAAUUUACCCUCCCAACUGGGCAGCAACACCUCGAGGACUACUGUCCUUUUCCCCAGCUGAUCCCAUAACCAACACCACAGCCGCAUCCCCCUGCUGAUGGCAGGGCUCUCUGUCCCUCCACCAUCCUCACGCAGAAGUGCCUGAGCAAAGCAUGGGAGCCCUGAGACGUGCUGAUCUUGUCUUUGUAUGGGUGGCCAUCCCCAGGCCUCUGUUUCACCUGGGGCUGUGCCCCCCUGGGAUGACCAUGCACAUGGUAGGGAACGCACCCAGCAGUGCUGGCAUGGCUACAUGUUGGCACUUAGAGCUGCCCAUGCAAUUCAUGUGAGGCCCCCAAGCUCAUAGAUGCCCUCCUCCAGGCAUUUUUACUUAACCCUAGUCUUUAAAAUAUUUUAAUCUUUGAGAGCCAGAAGUGUUUUCCCCUUGUGUCCUUUGUGUGUGUGUGUGUCUGUGUACACGUGUGAAUCCAACCUUUUAACAAACCUCAACUUUCCUAGACUCACUCAUUCAGGCUUUACUUUCUCCGGGUGAGAAUCACACAUGGAUUUUGCUGAGAAGGGGAAGAAGUGUCAUAGGAUUCAGUAGAUGUUCAUCCCAAAGCCUUUGGUACUACACUCACAUACAAGUUAGGAGAGGCAACAGAAUGGACCCAAAGCAGGAUUCCCCUUGUUGGAGCACUGCUUGCAGAUGGGACAUGCUUAGCUGUGGCAUCCUUUGCAGGCAGCAUUGCUGUAACAUCAGUAUUAGUCUCUGUCCAUGCUGAUACAGGGUCCUGAGGCCACUGACUGCUCCAUAAUACUACGUUAUAGCAGGUUACAGAUCUUUCACCUUCCCCUUCCCAUCUCUCUCCUGCCAGAUAUCGUCUCACAGGCACCACCCUUCAGACCAGCACCCAGAGGUCCCUCUGUAGUCUUCCGCAUUUAGUGAGAAUGUGCUUAAAACUGUUGCUGGCAUCCUGUUUGCGGUUGUGAACCCAGGUGUUGGUGAAGCAAGCCCUCCCCUGCACUCCUGUCCUGUGGUGAGAAGGUCAAGGGAUUGGAGUGGUCCCAGGAACAUCCAGCUUGAUGGGAAUUCCAGCACUGAGCAUGUAAGAAGUAUUAGGAAGUCAGAGGAAACAGAAUAGAAAGAAAGCACCGUCAUCUUAACUUGGUCACGAUCCCACCACUCUGUACAAGAAUACCCUCAGGUAGACAAAACCCACUGCAAAGAAACAAAGUAAUCUAAAAAUAAACAAAUUUAAACCUCAGAAAAACAAAGCAAAGAAAAAACUUACAUGGCUGCCAAGAAAAAAAUAUAUAUAUAUGAGACCAGUGCUGCCCAUCAGCUAGCUGCCCAUCUGCCGUCACCAAACCACCUCCAAAAAUUGGUUUAUAUGAAAUUCAUAAGAGCAAAAGAAACAGCCCAGCAAACCACAGCUCAGCAAGGAGAUAGGUCUCCAUUAUGGUAGGAAGUGCUUUGAUCCCUGAAGGCCCCACCUCAGCUCAGGUGCUUCAAAUCCCACUGAUUUCACACGCUGUCAGUGCUUGCUAGUGCCUGAUGCCUCCGCUGGAAACAGUUACCUGGCAAAAGGUCACUUUCAUGGAAAAUAUAACCAUAACACUCUUGAGAUGGAAGUGAGGUGGGCUUAGAGCCCAUUAAAGUCACAGUGAUGCACACUGGGGAGCUGCUGGCUCUGUUAGGGCUGCUCUGAGGCUGGAGGAGAGGUGGUACUGCUGGUUCCCAAUUCUCAUCCCAGUAUGAGCGUUGGUUGUGGAUCCACCACCAAAGUUGAUUUGUGCUGAGGGGUUUCAGGUCUACAUCCAGCUGUGGCCAUUUUCCCACAUAGAGUCUCUCUUUGUGGUGCCUUUCACCUCAGAUUGGAGCAGAUUAGAACAAAGAAAGGAAAACUCAUACUGAAGGGAAAACUUUUGCUCUGAAAUGUUAUGUUAGGAGUGUUUUGGGGCUGGUAGCUCUCUGUUUUCCUUCACUCUGGGGUCUUGCCAAGGGUGAAGAAGAACAUCUCCUGUGUUGCUUUAGGCAGUUGCUGCAGUGUUAUCACUGACACAAGUGCCUUCUCUGGGGAUCUCCCAUGGGUUUCCACGGAGCACCCAGAGGUUGGAGCAGCAACGAUGGACAUCCAGCAAUCAGAGCGCCCAUCCCCAGCCAAGGGGAGGUCCAGGGCAUUUCUAAGCAUUUGUAAGUGUUUCUGAUGCUCAGCCUUCCCCAGGUGACCUGCCCAAGCCACGAGCUGUGCACCAGGAUUCCUCCUUCCCUGCAUGUGGGGCUUUAUCCCAGGGCAGCUUUGGCAUCAGUUUUCACUCUGAUCUUGGCCAACCCACGCUGGCAGGCACACAGGUGCACACGUUGCACCUUUAGCAGGGAACAGUCUCCAGAAGGGCACAGUGGGGCUGCAGGAAGGGCAAAACCCCAUCCUUGCUUGGCUGCGGGACGUGCUUUUGCUGGUGGGUUUGUUUCAGGUUGUAUACAGGUGGAGUCAUUCUUUUCCUCUUCUUCUUCCUCCUCUUCCUUCUUUUCCUCUUUCUCCUCCUCCUCCCAACCUGCUGGACAGGCUCAGGGCAGAGUGCCCUUGGGGAAGGAGCAGUGGCUCCUGCAAAAGGCUGGGGUUUUACUACUAGCAGACUUAUUACCCACGUUCCCUUCAGUUUUCCACUUGGUGGAAGCAGCCGACAGGAGAUAGGCACCUCUCCCUCGGGAGAGGGUCACGCAGUGCAGGGUAUAACCCAAUUUCUAUUAUUAUAUAGUUAACUUUAAAGAAGAAAGAGGUGUUUGCUGUCUAACGGGGUCUUUUAACCACGUGCACUUAGUCAGUAGGUGAGUAGAUGUUGCUGCUUGUACCUGUCUACGUCCCCAGUCGCUACGUGUGACCACGUGUAUCCCAGCGCCGGGGGCUCUGCCCGGCACCAGGAGGGAUGGGGAGAAGGAUGGAGCCCGCCAAGAGCCGGAGCACCGCUUGUGACUGAUCUGUGAAAAACGUCGUCCGACAUA
Molecule: messenger RNA, 9062 nt
Organism: Phasianus colchicus (ring-necked pheasant)
Lineage: Eukaryota; Metazoa; Chordata; Aves; Galliformes; Phasianidae
Product: actin-binding protein WASF3-like
Biological process (GO): actin cytoskeleton organization; positive regulation of Arp2/3 complex-mediated actin nucleation
Cellular component (GO): SCAR complex; cytoskeleton
Molecular function (GO): protein kinase A regulatory subunit binding; actin binding; Arp2/3 complex binding
Source: RefSeq, a predicted model, not a curated record